GUAAGUUAAUGCAAAAACUUUGAGCAGGUUUUCAGAUUGUUUCAAGAUGGAGAAGGUGCCAAGAAGACUGAUUUUACGGGCAUUUCCAUUUUUCUUGUUUCUUGUCUCCUUGGUGCUUUACACUGUCGAUUUGAGACCAGAUGUAGUAGUUCCAUCAGAUCAAUUAGGGAAGAAACAGAGAACAAAUUGGCACGGGAGUGGCAUAAACGAUCAAGAAACGGUUGGGAAGGAACAGAAAACCAAUUGGCGCGGGAGUGGCAUAGAAGAUCAAGAAACGGUAGGGAAGGAACAGAGAGCAAAUUGGAGCGGGAGUGGCAUAGAAGAUCAAGAAACGGUACGGAAGGAACAGAGAACAAAUUGGCGCAGGAGUGGCAUAGAAGAUCAAGAAACAGUAAGGAAUGGCAUAGAAGAUCAAGAAACAGUAGGGAAGAAACAGAGAACAAAAAAUUGGAGCGGGAGUCGCAUAGAAGAGCAAGAAAUCGUAGGGAUGAAACAGAGAACAAAUUGGGGCAGGAGUCCCAUAGAAGAUCAACAAAUGGUAGGGAAGAAACAAAGAAUAGAUCGGGGCGGGAGUCACAUAGAAGAUCAAGAGCAACCGGAUUCCCUCUUUAAAAGACUAGUGACAGGACAAAGUCAAACGCAACUGGAAGCGACCGGAUUUGCUUGCCAUUCUGAUGUUCACACUAAUGUUUGUGUGUCCAAUAGACCAGUAAGGAUCGAUACACGUACAAUGAAGGUUUAUGCACCAUUCAGUCAAGCUAUGACGAACCAAGCAAAUCACACGAUUAGUCCAUAUCCGAGGAGGGAAGAUAAGACAGCCAUGGAAUAUGUUUCACCAGUUCAGAUUCUUCAGGGAAACAUCGCCCCCCCUCCAGCUUGUCAUUAUACCCAUAAUGUCCCAGCGGUAGUCUUCUCAUCCGGCGGCUUCACUGGAAACAUAUUCCAUGAGUUCAACGAGGUUAUCAUUCCUUUGUUCCUCACUACUCGCCACUUUCAAUCUCGCCUACGCUUUGUUGUGGCUGAUUUCAGACCUCCAUUUGUUGCUAAAUAUAGCAAAGUCCUGUCCCGUUUGUCUAUCUAUGAAGUUAUCAAUCCAGCAGCAAAUGAAAGCGUGCAUUGCUUUCCAGGAGCAGUCGUCGGUCUUCACUACCAUGACAAUAUUGCUGUAAAACCCACUGAUUAUAUCCCCGAAGGUUACUCUAUGCUUGAUUUCACGCAAUUUCUCAGAGAUUCUUUCAAUCUAAAGAAACGAGAUUUGUCACAAAUGGAAAAGCCGGUGUUAGUACUUAUAUCGCGUUCAAAAACAAGAAUGUUUCUGAACGAAGAUCAAAUGGUGACCAUGAUGAAGACAUUGGGCUUCAACGUUGUCAUUGCAAAGCCUGAUACGAUGGUCGAUGUACACAAAUUUGCAGAGGUAAUGAACUCGUGCAACGUACUGGUUGGGGCACACGGUGCUGGGCUUACCAAUGAAGUCUUCAUACCCCAAGGGGCUGUCAUGGUGCAAGUGGUGGGGCUGAACCUAGAAUGGGUCUCAACAGCCUACUUUGGUGGGCCGGCUAGAGAGAUGGGUUUGAAAUACAUAGAGUACAAAAUCGAACCGGAGGAAAGCUCUCUCACAUCUCUUUACGGAAAAAACCACCCUAUCAUUACUGAUCCGGCAUCGAUAGAAGCGAAAGGGUAUAGGGUUGGUAGGGCUGUGUACCUUGAAGAGCAGAAUUUUAAAAUUAAUGUUGUGAGGUUCAGAAAGACUCUUGUCCAAGCACUCGAACUUCUUGGGCGCUCGGCUCCUUUGGGAAAAGUGUUUUGAGAUGAUUCCUACUAGCAUAUUUGUGAAUAUCCGAUUAAGAAAUAAGAAAUAAAGAGGAAUCUGUGUUAUUUGGAAUAGAAAGAAACGAUGAAGCACGUCAAUUUGUAAAUUUUACUACUAUUGUUCUCCA
Messenger RNA from Rhododendron vialii, 1937 nucleotides. RefSeq names its product alpha-1,3-arabinosyltransferase XAT3-like. The record is from RefSeq and is a predicted model, not a curated record. Lineage: Eukaryota; Viridiplantae; Streptophyta; Magnoliopsida; Ericales; Ericaceae. Gene Ontology annotation, molecular function: glycosyltransferase activity. Bases 47 to 1807 code for a protein of 586 amino acids. The transcript has 3 exons.